UCCGUCUCGAUUUUAGCUCCUCAACCACUCGCCAGUGCCGCAAGAUUCUCGCAAGAACACCUCGUUUUCCACCCACAUCAAAUGUCUAUGUGUUUAAUUGGCCUGGGAAAACUGAGAAAUUAAUGAUAACAAGCGUUGGACCGAAUUUGGACGGACCGGGAACUAGCUUCUUGUUCUGCCUCGAGGCGAUUGCCAAUCUUGGCUGCCGACCUCGUUGUUCGCUGGAGGCGCCUUGCAGACACAUAAACACGUUGAAAUCGUGCGCAAGUGCUGUCUUUUCAACCAAAAGGUCUUGUUAUCUUUCUCUGGUCCCCCGUAGUCCGUCUAUCCCCCUUCUUAGACUUUCAUCACUUCUACUCGUCAAGGGAAGAUCAUGACCACUAGUAUUCCUGCACAGCGUCCAAGGAAAGUAGGGCAAUCAUCAGAAGCACCAGGCUCCAUGCACAACCUUCCUCCAAGGGAAUCAUCACCAUCUCCUUUUCGAGAAAGACCUCGCACGAUCAAGGCUGCAUCGAUGUCAUUGGUACCGUCGGUUGGCCAAGUUCUAGCCGGUCAGCAACCCUCCCUGAAUCUGCAAUCCAGCCCAACGUCAUCGAAUAACUCGCGACGUUCUCCGCCUUAUCAGUCUGCUGGAGUGGUGCAGAGGCUUCUCCCAACUCCUCCCCAUCCGAACCCACCCAAUCUACCGGAACAAAGUCUUGAGAGACGAAUGAGCCCACCUCCAAAUCAGCACCCUGCCAAUGUUUCUCCUCUCUAUCCACGACCCAUAACUCGCGUCCCUCCACCGCAGUUCCUAACCAAGUUCGACAUGGAGGAACCGUGGCAGAUGACUGAGGAGCUCUUGGCUGACAUCGAGCGUGCCGACAUGCAGCAGAGUCAAGGGCAGGCUGCUCCCCAUAGUCCUCACAACUUUCAAAGCAACUUUGUUAAAUCCGAUAGCCCUGCGAAGGAUCCUCAUGUUGAGCGGGUGCGUUCGAGGGAGAGGUCGAGUCCCAAAGCCAAUGAAGGGAGUCAACUUGGUCGUCGACAAUCUCUCCGAGAACAAUCCGUUCGAGAAAGCCCUAAGGCACGGGAGCGCCUCCCGGCAUCUCCCAAACGGAGUACAUUCUCUCCGGUACAAGGUCAGACGCCCGAACGACAGGCGUCGCCGCCGUUCAAUAAUAGUGGCUUACCCUCUCCUGGAGAAACCCUCCGUCACGAGUCUUCACCCGUUUUGCGUCGUCUCAAUGGUCUAGUCAACGAUGGUCGUACGAACCUCUCAUUAGCUACGCAAACCCCUCCUCUACAGGCGAUAAAUACUCGCACUCCCGAUAGGUCCCUUCCGGUCCAGGAAGAACCUGAGGACGAGCAUGAUAAUUCUUCCAAGGAUCACAACGGUGAGGACGAUUCUUAUGCUCACAAGGACCCUGGAUCGCCGCUUCCAUCAUCCGACCUUAACCCUGAUCCAGGAAGAUAUGAUGUAUCUCGCACACAUGGGGGCAGGAACAGUCGCGCUGGCCAUCGGAAGGACGAUCACGUAUCCUACGAGGAUGCUGGGAAAAGGAGUACGGACGACGGAGGAUUUACCCCACGUUCUAAUUCUGUCUCACUUCCUGACCAUGUACAGGUCGAGCGUGGUCAGAUCGAGAAUAGACAACAGGUCAAUGGUGGUAGUGCCAUCAAUCACGCAGCGAACGCUGCUACAAUUCGACUCAAUGACUCACGCCGCCGAAGUAGGAAUGGGUUGUCCGAUCAAAUGGGUCUCGCCAAUCUUGAUACGGCCUUUCUUCAGCAACCAGAGAGGCAUGACCAACCAUCACAAUAUGACCCCAAAGCGGCAGCUGCACAGCGCGCUGAGGCUUUUGCUUUAUAUGCUCAACAGUUCCAUCCCGAUGAAAUACAGAGUUUCAUGGAGCACCCAACAUCGUCUUACAUCCAGGCAUAUCUACGCUCUCCUCGUCCUGAUGCACCCAUUCCACCUACACCUCAUAGCCAGACAUCGCCACCUUCCCCUUCACCGUUGCUCUCCGGGACGGUUUAUAGCGGUACGACAGAACUACCUCCAUUCACUCCCGUCACUCCGGCUGGGUCACCCUACCCUUAUCCGUACUCUCAUGUGAUGAGAAAUCAUGUUCAACCUGCACGUCAAACUCAAAAUCCUUUGAACUUGGAUCUCAACAAUCCUUCCGCGAUCCACGAGCAGUUCGUGAAGCAAUGGCAAAUUUACGCGCAGAACAAUCAUGGCCAUGUUUCCGACUCAACCUUAUCUCCCUCUUCUACUCCUUAUCCAACACCGCCCUUUAACCCGUGGGCUCACUGGCAUACUCAACGGAUACUGGGGGGACGUUAUGGGUUCCCGUCCGAUACGGCCACUCAAAGAUCGAGUCCUAGUCAUGAGCCUAUAGAGCUCCCAGCUCCUCCUAUGCUCGGGCUGAAGAAAAAAGUUCCUUCGCCAAACCUUCGCAGUGCAACGCAGACAACCGCCUCGAUCAGGAAGCCUCCUCCGCGUGUGGAAAGCACUCAGCCGAGAGAAACCAGUCCCGAACCUUCCUCUUCGGGAGAGGAGACUGCCGGCGAAGAUCGAUUUGCUGUGCCAGAGGAAGGCGAUUGGGUGAACUCCCACAGUCGUGUCCCUUCCGAAAGUUCUAACGGUAUUAUCGUCAACGAAGCGGACGACGAGGAUGAAGGAGAAUGGGUAGAAGAGGAUUGGGACGAUGACGAGGACGAUUUGUUAGAUCUAGAAUAUCAUCCGUCGUUCGUGAACAAUAUCGAGAAACGCCGUAGACGAUUUGAGACGCGUUGGGAUGCCCUCAUGCACGCUUUCCAAGCCCUUGAUCGCCAGACAGAUGCAACUAUGGUACUUCUUGCUGCUCCAUCCCAUACCACUAAGCUACAUAUGGCAACUUCUCGGUCCAUUCGGCGGCAGACGACCCUCUCACGUUCUUCGGCAAUGUCGAGUUUACGUUCCGGUUUCCAUCAAGUUGCCACUGAGCGCAGAACCAUGCGAUCUCGCGUUAAAACAUCUUUGGCUGAUAGGUUCCUUAUGUCUUCUGGUGCCAGUGGCGACGGAUCUGAUAGCUCAGAAUCCCGAGAAGCGGACUUGAAGCGUGCCUUGGAUGCUGCUUUGGGAAGUUUGGGCGUUUUGGGGAAUAUGUAUGAACGGAGAGAGGCUAGGUGGAUGGAAGAAAUGAGGAGGAUUGGUGAGGAUAGGGAGAGAGUCGAGUUACUUUUGAAGCAAGCUUUGGGAGCGUCGCGGGAUUAGCUAUUACGAUCUUGAGAGCCUUUGCUCCAUCAUAGAGGGAAAUCUCCUUCACUUUCACCUUUUACUAUGCACAUAUGGUGACAUUGCUACUCCCCUCUAUAGUAUCGUACAAUCAUUCAAUAUUCACGUGUUACUUACUGAAAUACAAACUACUUUUAUCUUAAACAGUUUUGUACGUGCGUGCCGACGACGGAGACAGUGUCGGCAAGGUUAUGUGGGAC
Molecule: messenger RNA, 3462 nt
Organism: Marasmius oreades (fairy-ring Marasmius)
Lineage: Eukaryota; Fungi; Basidiomycota; Agaricomycetes; Agaricales; Marasmiaceae
Exons: 3
Coding region: 374-3241 (955 amino acids)
Source: RefSeq, a predicted model, not a curated record